Messenger RNA from Caretta caretta (loggerhead turtle), 1725 nucleotides. It is a transcript of the gene STPG1, whose product is annotated as sperm tail PG-rich repeat containing 1. Gene Ontology annotation, biological process: epigenetic programing of male pronucleus. Gene Ontology annotation, molecular function: histone binding; chromatin binding. Gene Ontology annotation, cellular component: germinal vesicle; female pronucleus; male pronucleus. Lineage: Eukaryota; Metazoa; Chordata; Testudines; Cheloniidae. The record is from RefSeq and is a predicted model, not a curated record.
UCCUGCGCAUGCGCCGGCUCUUGACGGCCCGCCGUCGCCCGGAGAUGGGGCUUUCCAGCUAAAUAAUUCCAACCAACACCAAAUAUUGUGAGACUUGGCAACACUGCAAUUCCCAACCCAGUCUCAGUGCCAUGGAUUUCCCUCUGAUGUUUUAGAAACAAAAUGGUGACCCUGAGGAGGAGAGUGUUUCCAGCCAGUGGGCAGUAGUUGCGUAACAUGGCUGCCUGCUUUGAGAACUUUUCUGUAGCUACUAGUACCAAAGGAGCAGAUGUGCAGAUCGGGAAAACGUCAAGAGGUUACAAGGUCGCCUCCAUUCCUUAUAAAUACCAGACAAGAGUGAUCCCAAACUCAGAAAAAAAGGGGUUUAAUUCUCAAGCAAAGAGGUUUCAGUAUAACCAGAAUGAAAUUCCAGGGCCGGGAUUCUAUAACGUCGUUCACCAAUCUGCAGAGAUUAACAGCACCUCACUGUCAAAGAAGGGAACGGGCUACUUUCCUUCCAUGGAUGCUCGUCUCCUACACAAUAGAAAACCCAGCUACCCUGCCGCAAAUGCCUACAACCUCUCGUUGGCAUUUCAAUCCAAGCAAGAUUUCAGCAUGGGAAACUCCAGCAUGUUUCAGCAACCAAUCGCUAAGAGGAGAGAGCAAACGUCCACCCCAGCGCCCAAUCAAUACAACGCCUCUCUAGAUUUCUGCAAGCAAAGCAACAACGUGUGUGCCCGGGCGAUGUUUUUGUCCAAAACGACAAGAGGAUUAAGCACUGAUAAAACAGAAAAAUGGCCUUCUCCAUGCCAUUACAGAAUCAACGAAUCCCUUGUCAAGAAGUCCCCCAGGAUUCUAGUGUCUUGCUUCAAAUCAAAUACUCAUCGUGAAACAAAGGUGAAUACAAUAAGCCCAGGGCCUGCAGCCUAUCAGCUAAACAAACCCACUAAAGCAGCAAAGAAGACCACUUCCAUGCGAAAGCAAAACUUGAAUUUCUCUGCCCCAGCCAUACCACCCCCAAAAAAUCCACCUUUGCCUGGUCCAGGGCAGUAUGAAAUAGUGGACUACAAAGGCCCACCAAAGCAUUACAUCUCUAGUGCUGUAUUUGUCUCAAACACGGGACGGUGGAGAGGGGACACAUCUCAGCAAGGGAUACCUGGGCCAGGUACUUAUCUGCCAGAAGUACCAGGGAAGCAGUCCUUUAUGUACAAUAUUGAUAACAAGUGGAUUCCAGUUCUGUAGGCAUCACAGCCCACAUAUUUUGGAGAAAUUCUGCGAAGACUGGACUUCAUUCAAAACCAGCAGUACAUCCGCUAACGCACGAGCAAGCUACAGUGUCCCCAGCACCCAUGUUUUCACUGUCUUUGUUGUCUGGCAUCUGAUACUGGUAUUUUGCACAUAUUGCAAACUGAAAGGUGAUCAUUAGGCUGAAAUUGACUAAGAUCUUCCAAUUAAGCUGACACUGAACAAUUCAUGCAAAUAUUGUUUGAUUAUUUUUUACCCUAUGGAAUUAGUGAUCAUGUAUCUUUGGCGCUGAUCAAUUCUGGCCGUAUAUCGGCCAAUCACGUGAAACACGGUAUACUUGCGGUAAUCUAUAUCUUGCUUUUUAUCCCCAGUUGUCUUGGUUGGAACAGUGGUUCAGCUGAUCCUCCAUUUAGGCCUUUGGCUUUUAGAAUGCAUGUGUGGUGCUGGAUUAGUGCACUCUCUCCCUGUAAACACAAAAUAAAGCUCUGUGUGUUCUAGUCA